AUGGCUUUCACACGCCAGGUUGCAUUUCCAACACCGCUUACGCCCUCAAUGCCCCUGCCUGGUCCCGUUCCAGAGCAGAUCGAGUCAUUACCAAUAACGCCGCCCGACAUUUCGGACUGCUUUGGGGAGAAGGACGUUAAACCUGACAGCCGAGCCAUCAGGAAGGCCUUGCAUGUGCUCGCAACCGAAAGAUUGGCCCUUUCCCACCUUGAACACCUCUACACGACUUCGCAGCAUAUUCAAGACUCUCUUCUGAGGGCCAUCGCUCACAUUAUCCAUUCCGAGUCUCGGCAUGGGAAAACCAUCUUUACGGGGGUGGGCAAGUCGGGCCAUAUUGCGAAGAAACUAGUGGCAACAUUUGUGUCGUUGGGCAUUCACGCACAAUUUUUGCAUCCCAUCGAGGCCUUGCAUGGCGAUCUUGGAGUCAUUCGUCCGAAUGAUACCAUAGUCAUGAUCACCUUUUCCGGAAAAACACCCGAACUUCUAUCUCUGCUUCCGCACCUCAACCCUGCCGUACCCUUGGUCGCGAUGACUGCGCAUCUCAACCCGAGCACAUGCCCUGUUCUCUCGCACCCGACCAGAUCCGGUUCCUUUGACGUUCUCUUACCCACGGUCAUACCUGAAUCCGAGAUCGCAUCCUUCGGAGUGUCCGCGCCGACGACAUCCACAACAAUUACCCUCGCAUUGGGGGACAGCUUAGCGCUGGCCGUUGCCGAAGAACUGCAUUCAUCUUCUGGGCUUCAGACGCCCGCCAUUUUCGCCGCGAACCAUCCUGGAGGGGCUAUCGGCGCCGCCAUGAAGCCUUCACCGCCAGAAAUCCCCCGGAUGUCUGACGUGGCAACGAAAGUGUCCGAGGUGCCCAUUGCCGUGGGACGACCUGGCAACACGCUGAUGGGCCUGGAUCUUCUUGUGACUGCUGUGCGGUCACCCCGUGGAUAUGUUCGAACGUCUGCAAAUCAUAUUGUUGGACCUCGGCGGAUUCAAAAUCUACAGGACCCUGGCCUGCCGAUCUCGGAGCUGGAGGACCAAUUCGGCAAAAUCGUAGUUGAAAAAGGUGAUUGGAUUUCCGUACUCAGCACCACCACAGUUGAUGAGUGUAGGCAAUGGAUUCGCCAGAUGCGGGAAGAGGGCACCGGGCGAGGCAAGGAAUUUCUUCGGCGAGGAACCCUGCUCGGCAUUGUCGAGCGUAACGAGGUCACAGGCAUCGUCGAGAUAGAGGAUGUGCUGGGUGAAGAUUUGUUUUGA
This is a messenger RNA of Capronia coronata CBS 617.96, 1245 nucleotides long. RefSeq lists its product as uncharacterized. The record is from RefSeq and is a predicted model, not a curated record. NCBI's taxonomy places the organism in Eukaryota, Fungi, Ascomycota, Eurotiomycetes, Chaetothyriales, Herpotrichiellaceae. The transcript has a single exon. Gene Ontology annotation, biological process: carbohydrate derivative metabolic process. Gene Ontology annotation, molecular function: carbohydrate derivative binding. Bases 1 to 1245 code for a protein of 414 amino acids.